CAAAGACAACGAACGGUCCCUCUAAUUUCCUCUCUAAUUAAUAACAAAUGUGUAAAAAUCCUGCAAAAUAAGCCCUUAAAUCAUCCCGCACAUUGGCACUGGGUAGCGGAGCUUGACCGCCGGCGAGGGACACUAGUCUCCGGUCCGCAAACCGGACAGGGAAUCCCCUACUUGGAGCUGAAACCACCGGCAACCGGCAUCUGCACCAUGGUGAAUAGCAGGAGUCUGCCACCGGCCAAUGGACCCGUGCCGGGGGCCAGUGGAGGCUCCUCCCGCCUGUCCCUGUGCCUGAUCCACUUCGUGCUCGCCGUAAUCUCCGGCUGGGGACUGAAACGGAGCACCGGCAGCAAGGCGAUGGCCGCAUUUGGGAUCUAUUUUGGCCACAGUCUGCUCUGCCUGCUGCGGCACACGCAUCCCAAUCCGGGCGCAGUGCAGCGACUGCUGUGCGAUAAGUCGAGGCGGUACUCCUGCGUCCUUUUCGUCACUUUGGUGGCUGGUGAGCUGCAGGCCGUGAAUCCGGCAACACGGAUGAGUGACUUCUUUGGCGCCGACUGGGAGCGCCUGGCCUUUGGACUCUGGAGCGCCGUUCUGGCCCUGGCGGUGACCAGUUUGUGGUUUGGCGGCAGUCGCACCUCGCUGGGAGCCACAUUCAUCAAACUGGAUGCCGCCCAACUGGGCUUCUGCGUCCUGUGGAAUGUCCACUGCCUGUGGCGCAUCGCCCUCGUCGACGAACACUGGUGGUCACUCGGCCUGGCCGUGCUCGUCCUGCUCAACCACUUUGUCCUGUGGCGCCUGCCGCUGCACUACAACAUCACCCAGCUGGAGGUGGCCACCGUGGGCAUGUGCUUCAGCACCAUCUUUGCGCUGAAUGCGAUCCAGGAGCAGCUGGACGCAGUGGCCAGCUGAGGGCAACUUAUCGGGCAACCCGGGACUGGAGCCUCGGUUACCCAGGUCUAAAGCGCACUUAUAUAUUCUAGGAUUCAUUAUUAAUUACUAGCUGUACGUUGUUGAACCAUACUUUUUCGUAAUAAAUCAGUGUUCUUAGUUUAGAGCCACA
Molecule: messenger RNA, 1057 nt
Organism: Drosophila rhopaloa
Lineage: Eukaryota; Metazoa; Arthropoda; Insecta; Diptera; Drosophilidae
Exons: 1
Coding region: 208-906 (232 amino acids)
Source: RefSeq, a predicted model, not a curated record